AAACUGUCAAAUCUUACUACUUCCGGUUUAAUGCGGUCUGCAAUUUUUCGCGUAUUAAAACAAUUAAAUAGACACGGUUUUAAGCAGUUCCACGUACAGAAUUCAGCCAUGCCGAAAGCUUUGGUCAUAUUGUCUGAAGGGGCGGAGGAAAUGGAAACUGUCAUCACCGUGGACGUCCUUAGAAGAGGAGGGAUUGAAGUAACCCUUGCUGGCUUGACAGGUGCAGAUCCAGUGCUGUGUAGCCGUAAUGUGAAGAUUGUCCCAGAUGCAGCUCUUAGUGAUGCUGUUUCUAAAGGUCCAUAUGAUGUGGUUGUUUGUCCUGGCGGUGCAAAGGGAGCUCAAAACCUAGCAGAGUCUCAAGAAGUUGGAAAAAUUCUGCAAGAGCAAGAAAAAGGUGGACGUCUCAUAGCAGCUGUCUGUGCUGCUCCAAUUGCACUGGCAAGUCACAAAAUUGGGCAAGGGAAAAAUGUUACAUCUCAUCCCAGUGUUAAGGACAAAGUAGGGGAUCACAAAUACUCAGAAGAACGUGUUGUACAAGAUGGAAAACUCAUCACAAGUCGUGGCCCAGGCACCUGCUUUGAAUUUGCUCUUAAAAUUGUUGAAAGCCUGUUGGGUGAGGAGAAAGCCAACUCACUGGUGGCCCCUAUGCUUCUAAAGAUGUGAACACUUCCAUUAUAAAUGUAAACAUACCUUUAUCAGGUGGAACUUAAGUUUUUCAUCAUGAUCACUUGUUCAAAAAUGAUGUUGGUUCAAGUUAGCAUGCUUAUGAAGUUUUUACUUGUAUAAAUAACAAUAACAGCAAGGUCAAUGUCAUUGGUGAUCCUAGCUUACAUUCUAACAAUUAGUCAUUUGCUAUAUGGUUAAGACAUUUUAGAUAAUGAGUGAAGAAAUUUUGCUGCUUGGACUUAAGAUGGCUGAGUAACUGAGUAUAACUGAAUAUUAAUGGCAUUGUUAAUAAGGGCAUUUUUUCCAAUAUGCUCUUUGUAUGAAAAGGAAUCUCCAAUUAUGUACAUUGAAAAACUGCUCACUGUAAUAUGGAUGGCUGAAGCAUUCAGACUCCUGCAAAUUUUAUGGUCUCCAGCCAUUUUUAGCUCUCCUGAGCCAAAGGCUCGUGGUGAGCUUUUGUGACUGUCCAAUGUCUGUCGUGCCUUGUGUGUCCAUCAAUAUUUUAUAAAAAAAUCUUCUUGAAAACCACUGAGCAGAAUUACAUCAAACUUCACAGGAAUGAUCCUUGAGUGGUCCUCUUUCAAAAUUAUUUAAAAAAUUAAAAAAUCUUCUUGUCCAAAACCGCAAGGCGUAGAGCCUUGAUAUUUGGCAUGUGACAUCGUCUUAUGGUCCUCUAUAAAGAUUGUUCAAAUUGUGCCCCUAGGGGGAAAAAAGGCCCCGUCCCGGGGGUCCCAAGUUUACAUUGACUUGCAUAGGAAAAACUUUAAAAAUCUCCUUGUCUAAAACCAAAAGACCUAGACCUUUGAUAUUUGGUAUGUAGCAUUGCCUUGUGUUCCUCUACCAAAAUUGUUCAAAUUAUGCCCCUGGGAUGAAAAGAGGCCCUGCCCUUGGGGCUCUCAAGUUUUACAUAGACUUAUAUAGGAAAAAAACUUUAAAAAUCUUCUUGUCUGAAACUGCAAUGCUUAAGGUAUUAGGUCACUAAUAGUAAUGUUUACAAAAUGGCCUUUGCUUGGUAUAUUCUGAAAGGUAGUUGUGUUUUGCACUAUUUUGCAAUUUUUAAACAACUUUUACCGUGCUGGUUUUUAUAAAUUUUGUAUAACUUAUGGUAUCUCCACAAGCUCGAGUAGAGACAAAUUUCAAAGUGAUAGCCACUAUCCAAAACGUUUGCAGAGAACUCAUUUUACCAUUAAUUUUAAUAAAAGAAACAUCAAACUAUUUGUAAACAAUUAUUAAACACAAAAUAAAAAUGUCAAUAUCAUUUGUUCAUUGGUUCCUCAAGUAAACGGAUUUAAUGAGACAGAAUUCAUACUUCAACAUUGAAAAAAUAUUAGAAAGAAGGUUGGUAGGUCAUAUUCAUGGUCACUGAAAGUCAGUUUUAAGAUCGCUGUGCAAAACUGUACAUGUCAUUCAGAUUUCAAGGCUGUAUGGUAAGCACUUAGGGUCAUCAGGUAAUUAUGUCUAAACAGUCCAGGAAAUACAAUCUGAUAAUUUUUUAAGUAUUUCUUUUCCUACACAACUCAUAAAACUCUUUUCACCCCAGGUGUAUAAUUUGAACAAUCUUAGACAUCCACUAGACAAUGCUACAUACCAAAUAUCAAAGGCAUCAUUUUGCCAUUUUAAACAUGUGGCUCAUAUUACUCAAGUGAGCGAUUCAGGGUCAUCAUGACCCUCUUGUUUAUUAUCAGUAUAGCUUGCAUUAAUUGAAAAACAGCAGAUAUGACUGACAUAAUUGAGCCAUGCCAUGAGAAAACCAACAUAGUACGUUUGCAACCAGCAUGGAUCUAGACCAGCCUGCGCAUAUGCACAGUCUGGUCAGGAUCCAUGAUGUUCGCUUUCAAAGCCUAUUGCAAUUAGAGAAACUAUUAGCGAACAGCAUGGAUCCUGACCACACUGCGUGGAUGUGCAGGCAGGUCUGGAUCCAUGCUGGUUGCAAAGGCACUGUGUUGGUUUUCUCAUGGCAGAGCUUGUUUGUAGAUGUUCAUUAUUCACUGUGGUUUUACUACAUCUUUAUGUGAAGUGUACCAGCAGAGAUUUAUUAUGGAUUAGUGAUGAUGCCAUAUGUGUUUGAAAUGUGCUUAUUUUCUUUGCUUCUGAAGCAGUAUAUUUAGACUUCAUAUUAUGAAGUGUUAAAUCCAUGUAUACAGAUUAGAAAAAGUUUGGUGCAUUUUUGUUGCUAUUUUGUUUGCUUUUUUUUAUAAAAUAAAUCAGAAAUAAUAACAUUA
Mercenaria mercenaria is the source of this 2888-nucleotide messenger RNA. Its product is annotated as Parkinson disease protein 7 homolog. NCBI's taxonomy places the organism in Eukaryota, Metazoa, Mollusca, Bivalvia, Venerida, Veneridae. The coding region runs from base 31 to 663 and encodes 210 amino acids. Gene Ontology annotation, cellular component: cytosol; nucleus. Gene Ontology annotation, biological process: guanine deglycation, glyoxal removal; protein deglycation, glyoxal removal. The record is from RefSeq and is a predicted model, not a curated record. The transcript is spliced from 5 exons. Gene Ontology annotation, molecular function: protein deglycase activity.